AUGCCUAUGAUAUGGAAUACCCAUUUACUACCGUCUUCCAAUAUCCCACAGUACGAUGCAACACAUUCCAAUAUGAACUUUACAAUUUCAAGCCGCUCGUCCAACUCAGACAAUGGCAUGCCCCUGCUUGAGAGUGUCAGCGAAUUGCAACUACAUGAUUUCCCACAGGAGGAAGAAAUACGUGUGAUCCCUGUCGAAGCAACGGGCAUUCUCCGGUUCAUGGAUGACCAGAACACACGUUCCAGUGUCCUCGUAUGGGAAAUGAAUACUCUCAUGAACCCUAGCUACGAAAAGCAUUGGUUCGAUUUCGCGGCAUCUGUACUACUCGCACUUCACACGUACAUCCCAUUCAACGUGCCGCGAUCUCUGUUCCCAUUGAAUGUCACGCUUGUAUGGAGCACAACUCCUCAAGGCGAUCAUUUCAGUGAUGAACGAACACCUUACUGCAUUUACUUUCACGUCAACUCGUCUAAUUAUUGCAAUGUCGACCUCCACAUGGCUGCACUGAGCUACGCACUCGCAACUUGCUAUGUCAAAAUCAGCGUUGUACUCGCCAAAACGUCAUUCGGAUCCAUUUUUAGAGAUACCGUACUCCACUGCAGUGGCGUGGAUCGCCGGAACAGUCCGAGCUAUUUCAUGCUCGGAACGCAUUGCGUCACAAAGCCACAUGCCGCCGAACGCCCUGAUAUGAACGAAGUCCAUCAGGCCAUUGAAGAAUCGCUAUCAGCUGCAGAGCAUGUACAUCUAGUUUAG
Messenger RNA from Coniophora puteana RWD-64-598 SS2, 753 nucleotides. RefSeq lists its product as uncharacterized. Lineage: Eukaryota; Fungi; Basidiomycota; Agaricomycetes; Boletales; Coniophoraceae. The transcript has 5 exons. Bases 1 to 753 code for a protein of 250 amino acids. The record is from RefSeq and is a predicted model, not a curated record.